AUGACUACUCACAACUUUUCGAUAGAAGACUUAGCAUUGUCAUUAAUCGUUAGACUGGAUAGAAGAAAUAUUUUCCCACCAUCGUAUAAUAACCCAGAAACAUUUAUUCCUUCAUCCGAUAAUUUAACGAAAUUAUCGUUCCGACGCCCAAAGCGGUGUCCAAACGCCUUCUUGCUUUGUAGGAAAAAUGUUCAUGAAGAAUCAAACCGCAAAGGAACUUCAAACAUGCGUGUGAUAAGUAAGGUUACCAGCAUUUUAUGGAAAAACGCUUCGCCUGAAGAAAAAGAUGUUUAUAAAAAGUUGGCAGAUCACGUUUACGAAAUUCAUUACAGAAGGAUUUCUUCAAUUUAUAAAAAGUUUACCUCGUCCCCAUCUUCUUCUUUGAAAGAAGGAGAAUCACCUUCCUACAGCCCUUACUCUUUACCUCUACGACUAUCGAAAGUAACAGCGACAGCAAUAGCCCCUUCAACAAGUACACCUUUACAAAAUCUUAAUCCUUACCCGGAAUUUCAUGGGCAGCUUAUUGCUCCUCAAAAUGAUCAAAUAUAUUUUUACAAUAACGUUUUUGACACACAAUCAAAUUUUUCCAUGUAUUAA
Funneliformis geosporum is the source of this 597-nucleotide messenger RNA. The record is from the annotation of a GenBank genome assembly. NCBI's taxonomy places the organism in Eukaryota, Fungi, Glomeromycota, Glomeromycetes, Glomerales, Glomeraceae.